Molecule: messenger RNA, 1425 nt
Organism: Saccharomycopsis crataegensis
Lineage: Eukaryota; Fungi; Ascomycota; Saccharomycetes; Ascoideales; Saccharomycopsidaceae
Product: sterol esterase
Exons: 1
Coding region: 1-1425 (474 amino acids)
Biological process (GO): lipid metabolic process
Source: RefSeq, a predicted model, not a curated record
AUGACGAUAGAGGAAGAGGAUCUCGGUGAUCUCAGCUACACCAUACCAAGCUCCCCAGAUGACAUUUCUGCAAGACUCGAGAAUGACGUCCGAUAUUUACAAGUCCCCGAUAAAGUCCAUUACUCGCCAUUACAGAUCACCAUAUACCGGAUCACAUCUGCCAUCAGCUCUUUCAUCUUUCUAUCGAUCCUAAUGUCGCUAGCAAUUUUGAGGUCGUCGAUUAAAAAACUCACCCGGGGCCUGACAAAUAAAAAUUCCCCCAACAUGCGGUCACCUCAUAAACCAGUGGCUCCAUUAUCAAAAGCCGAGAAGAAAUUAGUGCCUCGACUAGAAUACUAUUUCGAGAUCCACGGACUAAAUCUCUUGGUAUAUAAGAUCACUACAGAUGAUGGGUUUAUUUUGACAUUACAACGAGUCAUUGAUCCUCACGAACCUGAAGAAAUCACUAAAAAAAGGAAACCGGUCCUUUUGUUACAUGGGCUCUUGCAAUCCUCGGGAGCCUAUGCCACUUCGGGUCCCGAUAAUUCGUUAUCAUUUUUUUUGCAUCGACAAGGAUACGAUGUGUGGCUAGGAAAUAACCGAUGUGGGUUUGAACCACAGCACGCGUAUCUUGAUGAAAGUGACCCCAACAUGUGGAAUUGGAAUAUUUAUAAUAUGGCAAGAUACGAUCUCCCGGUGAUGAUCGACCAAAUCAUUCUGCGAACCCACAAACAUAAUAAAGUGACCCUCAUUGCUCAUUCGCAAGGGACCACCCAGACGUUUUUGACAUUGUUGGCGAAGAACGCCAUUGCUUAUAAUCAUAACUUGAACGAUAAGUUACGAUGUUUUAUUGCCCUCUCCCCGGCGGUAUUUGGAGGGGAAUUGUUAAGAACCAAAAAUUUCAUCAAGUUCAUGAACAUGUUACCGAAAAGUAUGUUCAAUUACGUGUUUGGGAUCCAUUCAUUCAUGCCGAUUAUGAUGCAUAUGAGGACGGUAUUGGUACGAACCAGGGUAUUUGGGUUUUUAAGUUACUCGAUGUUCAAUUUUCUCUUUGAUUGGGACGAUUCUUUAUGGGAUAAACGGCUUCGUACAAGACAUUUUGUGUUUUCUCCCGUGUAUAUCAGUUCGAGGUUGAUGUUAUGGUGGUUGAACAACGAAGAUGGGUUUAUCAAAAAUUCCACCACGAUUUUCAAUUUCAAAGAGAAGUGGUUCGAUACCCAUACUCCCCCAAUAUAUUUGUUUGUUCCUGGGAAGGAUAAGUUAGUAGAUGGGGAGAUGUUGAUUGAUCAUUUCGAUCGGUACGAGACCGAUUUAACAGAGUUUAGAUAUAAGAGAAUUGAACAUUAUUCUCAUUUAGAUGUAUUAUGGGCCACCGAUGUGAUAGAAACUAUCGGCCAACCAAUCGUGGAGUUUUUAAAGGAGUUAGAUGAAAUAGAUAUGAAUUAG